AUGACAAUCAAUAAGAAUAAUAGCGAUUCGAGCGACACAUUAGACGCGAGUAGUCGCCAAAACGACAGUCCCGUUGCGGCCGAUAUGGCGACCCCGUGCUGUCCCGACCCUAAGGUCCAAACGGGAAUGAAUGGUACGGACAGAGCGAAACGAAUAGCCAUUACAGUGGCGAAGAUUACGGCACUUCUGGUCCUCUUAUACCUCUUCAUCUGUUCGCUCGACUUCUUGAGCUCAGCGUUUCGUUUGGUCGGCGGACGGGCCGCCGGACGGAUAAUAUCGGACAGCGAUCUGCUUAAGAAUCCGGUGGUGGGGCUCGUGAUCGGCGUUCUCGUCACAGUACUCGUGCAGUCGUCGUCCACCUCCACGUCCAUCGUCGUCACAAUGGUUGGCUCCCAUCUACGGGAGGCCAUACCUAUAGUUAUGGGCGCCAACAUCGGCACGUCGGUCACCAACACGAUUGUGGCGCUCAUGCAGUCGACCGACCGAAACGAGUUUCGUCUGGCUUUCGGCGCCGCCACUGUUCACGAUAUGUUCAAUUGGCUCACAGUUAUAGUCCUGUUGCCCAUCGAAGUGACCACUCGUUACUUGGAGACAAUAACCGACGCCCUCAUGACAGGCGACUGGCAAACGGACACCUCGGCCAAUAAGGAGUUCCUGGGUCAUAUAACUAAACCGUUCACUAAGCUCAUAAUUGAGCUUGAUAAGAAAGUGUUGGAUGAAAUAGCCAGUGGUCAAGAGUCGACGAAUGCCACGCAAUCGCUCAUUAAAAAAGGCAAUUCACUGUUUUAUAAGCUGGGUAUGAGUGACACGAUCACCGGGGUUGUAUUACUGGUCCUAUCGUUGGUGGUUCUGUGCGGUUGCCUCGUAUUAAUGGUUAAAGUGCUUAACUCUAUGCUUAAGGGUCAUAUAGCAAUCGUCAUAAAGAAGACAAUGAAUAGAGACUACCGGUUCCCGUACUCAAUAUUAGUCAGCUAUUUAGCAAUACUUAUCGGAUGUAUACUCACUAUAUUAGUGCAAAGUAGUUCAAUAUUCACAUCAGCGCUCACCCCAUUGGCCGGCGUUGGUGUCAUAUCUUUAGAAACUAUGUAUCCCUUGACACUGGGCUCUAACAUCGGCACCACUACUACAGUAUCUAGAAUGUACAUUGUAAGGGAGUUUUUGGAGGAACAAAGAUGGGAGGAAUUAGAUCACCCCCCCCUAUAG
This is a messenger RNA of Oppiella nova, 1203 nucleotides long. Lineage: Eukaryota; Metazoa; Arthropoda; Arachnida; Sarcoptiformes; Oppiidae. The record is from the annotation of a GenBank genome assembly.